GUAGAAAUUACUGGACAGCGAGGCCGCUUGAGCGGUUUUCUAUUCACGGAACAACACGUGUAAGAAUUCCACGAAACAAAAAAAGGGGACAGGACAUAUGAGCAGUCAUCGAAUUCCGAUCAUUCAAUCCGGGUUAUCCCGCCGCGGCGUCUUGAAGGGAACGGCCGCGCUGGGUGCAAUGACGUUUGCGGGCACGCUUGCCGGUCCAGCUGCUGCGACACCCAAGAAGGGUGGGACGCUGCGCGUGGGUAUCGCUGCCGGAAGCACGAGCGAGAAUUACGAUCCUGGCACCUGGGACAAUCAGUAUGUCCAGGUAUUUGCGACUGCGCGCCAUGGCUAUCUCGCCGAAGUUGCCGCCGAUGGAUCUCUCGCGGGAGAAGUUGCCGAGAGCUGGGACUCUCCCGAUGCGAAGGUCUGGACAUUCAAGAUCCGCGACGGCGUCGAGUAUCAUAGCGGCGGCACCGUGAAGCCAGAGGACGUGAUCGCCUCGAUUGACUAUCACCGCGGAGAUAAGAGUACGUCGGCCGCGAAGCCCUUCGUCGAUCCGAUCCAGGAGAUGAAAGUCGACGGAAAUGCAGUCGUCUUCACGCUGGAAGCGCCGAAUGCGGACUUCCCGUUCGUGAUGACCGACUAUCACCUUCCCAUCAUGCCGGCCAAGGACGGCAAGAUCGACCCGACAAGCAGCGACGGCUGCGGACCCUACAAGGUGACAAACUACGAGCCGGGCGUGAUCGCCGAACUGGUGCGCAAUCCCAACUACUGGAAAGAGGGCCGUGCCCAUUUCGACGGCGUCCAUCUGCUGACGAUCCUCGACCCGGCCGCCCGUCAGUCAGCGCUCCUGACCGGAAACGUCGACGUGAUCGAUCAGGUUGACCUGAAGACCGUCGCCCUGUUCCAACGCGCGCCGAAUGUCACCAUUCUGUCAACUUCCGGAACACAGCACUAUACGUUUGCGAUGGACACGCGCGCAGCGCCGUUCAAUGACAACAAUGUCCGCCAGGCUCUCAAGUACGGCAUCAAUCGUCAGGAACUCGUCGACAAGAUCCUGUUCGGCUACGGUGAAAUCGGUAACGAUCAUCCGAUCGGGCGUUCAAACCGGUUCCAUGCGGGCGAUCUGGAACAGACAACCUAUGACCCCGACAAGGCGAAAUUCCAUCUGAAACAGGCCGGGCUGGAUUCCGUUGAAGUGCAACUGUCUGCUGCGGACGCAGCUUAUGGCGGUGCUGUCGAUGCUGCUGUUCUAUAUUCCAACAGUGCGGAAGCGGCAGGGAUCAAGAUCACACCCGUGCGCGAGCCCAAUGAUGGCUACUGGUCAGACGUCUGGAUGAAGAAACCGUUCAGCGCAGUUUAUUGGGGCGGUCGGCCAACGGAAGACUGGAUGUUCUCCGUUGCCUAUGCGUCCGGUGCACCCUGGAACGAUACCUUCUGGGAGAACGAACGCUUCAACGAAUUGCUGGUUACGGCACGUUCGGAGCUCGACGAGGAAAAACGCCGCGAGAUGUAUGGCGAGAUGCAAAACAUCGUGCGCACCGAAGGCGGUGUGGUCGUGCCGAUGUUCGCGAGCUACGUGAUGGCGCAUUCCAACAAGAUCAAGCACCCCGAGCAGGUCGCUGCAAACUGGACUCUCGACGGGUUCAGGGCUGUUGAGCGCUGGUGGUUCGACUGA
This is a messenger RNA of Effrenium voratum, 1666 nucleotides long. The record is from the annotation of a GenBank genome assembly. Lineage: Eukaryota; Dinophyceae; Suessiales; Symbiodiniaceae.